CUUUUAAAUCCAUACAUUUAAAAUUGUUUUCCAUUUUACAAUUCCUACUAGACAUUCAGUUCUACAUAUUUUUUAAAAUAAGAUGAAUAAUCAUAUUCACCUUAUUAAAUUUGAUUCCCACACAGAGAAGUAACCAAGCAUUUUAUUUUGUAUGGGUGAGAAAGAUGUUAGAAUUGUAGUCUGAAAAAGUUACAGUGUUUUAUUCAAGGUGCAGGACUGUUUGAGGGCCAAAUCUCAGAAAGAGCAUAGACAAUCAGUGCAAGGAUCAUUUAAUGCCCAUCGCUCUAAUAUAAUCUGAUCAAAUAAUCUGCAGUCUGAAUGUUUACCAGAAAAAAGAACAAUGAAAAGCCCAUUUUAAAUUAUUUAUGAUUAGAAAAAUAUUAUUUCUGAAAUAAGUAUUUUAAUCAAUUGGUAUUAUAUUUGGAAACAAAUGUGUGGUAUGAAUGACAACCACUGAAUGUUAUGGUAAAUCUGAAAGGGAGUUAACUCUUCUGUUUGCCCCUAUAAAGCAUUCGGCUUCCAGUAUGAAUAACUGUAACAUAACUGAGACACAUGGAAGCAUCUUUCAUCACAGUAGAUUUUAAUCUUUUCAGGAAUGAGUGAUGUGGAUGAGGACGAUUUGGACGAUGACAGUCUAAUGAUGGAUGAUCGAACAGACCCAAACCGAAUAGGUACACGGAGAGAGUCAUUGCCCUCUCAGGCUCAGUCACUUUACAUGCUUGAAAAGUCAUCAAAGAAGAAACUGAUAAUUCGAGAUGGUAAAAUUGUAGGACGCAUGAAGGCCCAGAGGAAGGAUAAAGGG
Molecule: messenger RNA, 802 nt
Organism: Cryptotermes secundus
Lineage: Eukaryota; Metazoa; Arthropoda; Insecta; Blattodea; Kalotermitidae
Product: HMG box-containing protein 4-like
Source: RefSeq, a predicted model, not a curated record